AUGAAUCUACCCAAGGUUGGCACUGGGAGGAACAAUGAUGCAUCUUCCUGGCUUGUGAAGUUCAGUAUUCUCUGGCUUCUUAGUCAGAACUGUUGCAGAGCCGGCGCUGUGUGGACUGCUUACAUGAACAUAUCCUUCCAUGUCGGGAAUCGCAUGUUGUCUGAGCUGGGGGAGUCUGGAGUGUUUGGAAGAAGCUCCACUUUGAAGAGAGUGGCGGGCGUUAUCGUGCCACCAGAGGGAAAGUCCCAAAAUGCAUGUAACCCCAGUACCCGCUUCAGCCGGUCAAAGGGCGCAGAGACAUGGCUUGCACUUAUUGAGCGGGGAGGUUGUACAUUCACACAGAAAAUUAAGGUGGCAGCUGAGAAAGGAGCCAGCGGUGUCAUCAUCUAUAACUUUCCAGGAACUGGCAAUCAGGUUUUUCCCAUGUCUCAUCAGGCAUUUGAAGACAUCGUGGUGGUGAUGAUUGGCAACUUAAAAGGCACCGAAAUUUUCCACUUAAUUCAAAAAGGUGUUCAUGUCACAGCUGUGAUCGAAGUGGGGCGAAAACGCAUCAUUUGGAUGAAUCACUACUUUGUCUCUUUCGUUAUUGUCACAACCGCAACCUUAGCCUAUUUGGUCUUUUAUUAUAUUCGAAGAUUUUGGGUAGCAAGGAUUCAGAACAGGAGAUGGCAGCGAUUAACAAGAGAUCUCAAGAAAGCAUUUGGCCAGCUGCAAGUCCAGGUGUUAAAAGAGGGGGACGAGGUAAUAACUCCAAAUGGAGACAGCUGUGUAGUUUGCUUUGAACUCUAUAAGCCUAAUGAUACAGUUCGUGUUCUGACUUGUAAACAUUUUUUCCACAAGAAUUGCAUUGACCCUUGGAUUCUAGCUCAUGGGACAUGCCCCAUGUGCAAAUGUGACAUUCUUAAAGCUCUGGGAAUUCAAGCAGAUAUUGAAGAUGGAGCAGAAUCUUUGCAGGUUCUAAUGGCAAAUGAAUUGUCUGGUACCCUGUCACCUAAUGAUCAGGGGACAGGUAAUGAACUUCCUCCUCCAAGGAGAGCAGAUAAAGUGACCCAGGUGCAAGAGCAGCCCAGGUCUCAGAACAGCAGCCAGCUGACUCCAGUAGAAGAGUUUCAUUCUUCACCUAGACAGCAUGACUUUUGA
Molecule: messenger RNA, 1140 nt
Organism: Orycteropus afer afer
Lineage: Eukaryota; Metazoa; Chordata; Mammalia; Tubulidentata; Orycteropodidae
Gene: RNF133
Product: ring finger protein 133
Exons: 1
Coding region: 1-1140 (379 amino acids)
Source: RefSeq, a predicted model, not a curated record